AUGUCUGACAGUGAUAAGACCUAUGGUUUCACGGCCCUUCCGGCCGAUCAGUCGCAAGACAAGCCCAGAACAGCCAGCCCGGAGGCCAUGGCCAUCUCAUCGCUUCAGCCUCCAAACACGCCGCUUGCCACACGCAUCGACGGGUACGUCAAGUCCAAGCUCGAUGCUGACACCUACCGCCACAGUCUACGCGUGUACAGCUACGGCUGCGCCAUAGCAAGGCAGUGUUUUCCGGAGUUUGAGCUCACGCCAGGCUCCAAACUGGACGAAACUUGGUUCUUGACCGCCAUGCUGCAUGAUAUUGGCACCUGCGACGAGUUCAUGACGAGUACUCGCCUCAGCUAUGAGUUCUUCGCCGGCAUCCAUGCAUUUGAUCUCCUGCAGAGUCCAAAGGUAGCGGGAGGAGACGAUGUUGCCCCUCGAGAACAGGCGGAAAGUGUUGCGGAGGCUAUCAUCAGACACCAGGACAUCCAGGAAAAAGGCAAAGUGACUCUCGUUACCAGAUUGAUCCACUGGGGAACAUUGCUGGACAACAUUGGGGUCGCGAAGGAGUUGGUACACCCAGACACUAUCGAGAACGUGGUGCGAGAGUACCCUCGCGCAGGAUGGAAUAGGUGUUUCAAGAGAACGGUUGAGAAGGAAAAGAGGUACAAGCCGUAUGCCAUGGUUAGCCGGAUUGGUGGAUUUGAAGAGCUAAUCGCCAGAAAUGGAGCUCCUGGCGAAUUGAUGGCCAAAUAUGACUGA
This is a messenger RNA of Cladophialophora psammophila CBS 110553, 744 nucleotides long. RefSeq lists its product as uncharacterized. The record is from RefSeq and is a predicted model, not a curated record. The coding region runs from base 1 to 744 and encodes 247 amino acids. Lineage: Eukaryota; Fungi; Ascomycota; Eurotiomycetes; Chaetothyriales; Herpotrichiellaceae. The transcript has a single exon.